UUUUGGAUAUUGUUUUAUGAUAGCUAUAUUUUAACAGUCUAAAAGUCACGAGUGCAUGUUAUUUCCUUCUCUGUUACUGCCGACCGACUUCAGUUGGGGGCUUUCCCACCAGCAGCUACUUUAUCAGAUAUCGUCUACGAUCGCCACUGCAGCCGUGUAUCCUCCUCCUUUCUUUAUCCUUUCCUCCUCAUCGUUUUUUCUUCUCAGUUCUCCCACCGCCGCGUCCUUCGAUUUCGCCGGAUCUGAUCAGUGUCGACACCGGUACGGCACCCCUAACUGUCGAGUUCGGGUAAUGGAGGUCUCAAGUAAUGAUUUUUAUUUUUGGAAGGAUUGUGGCUGCGGGUUCUGGAUGAAGAGAUAAUUUACUUUUCUUUCUAGUUUUUUUUUUCCUUUGAUCGUACAUUUGGUAGCUCCCAUCGAGCAGUCUGCUACAGUACGGCUAAGCCAACGGAAUGGUUCCUGCUCACCGAACCAAUAUCGUGAAAUAAUCUUUUGGUUGCAUCGUUUUAGCAUUAUAUAUCUGUUGUGACCGUAUAAACACCGCUGUCGAAGGUGAAAACCGAAGCUCAACCGGGCAAUAGACGCCAUGGACGACAGCACCCGCCGCCUUCAACAACGUCGAAACCAGCCCUCCUUUUCUUCUUCUUCCUCGACCGGCCCAACACGUUUCCGGUCUCAAAAUUUCUCUACAAAUCCAACCAAAACCACCCAAUCCUCAAACUUCGUUCCACGCUCCAAUUCUACCACUGCAACUACCCCUAACAAUACUAGAAAUCCCGGCCAUAUCCGUAACCGGAAAUCCGAAACAUAUGCUGGGAUUAAUCAACAGCAAGAAGAACAAGAAGCAAGAGAAGACGUUGGUUCUAUAAUUGGAACUUGCCCUUUCAUGUGCCCUGAUGGGGAGAGGGCUCAGCGGGAACGCCUACGAGAUUUAGCUGUUUUCGAAAGGUUACAUGGAGAUCCUAGGAAAACAUCUCCAUCUUUAGCUGUCAAAAAGUUUUGCAGAACCAUAUCAGUAAAGCAUGUCCAAGCAUCGGAUGUGCGCCCUCUUGCAGUAUUAGAAGAUACAUUAAACUACCUUUUAAACCUGCUGGACUCGAGUGAACAUCCUUUCGAAGUGGUUCAUGACUUCAUUUUCGAUAGGACUCGAUCAAUAAGGCAGGAUCUUAGCAUGCAGCAUAUUGUCAAUGAUAGAGCAAUUUGCAUGUACGAGAAAAUGGUAAAAUUUCAUGUAAUCUCUCACCAAAGGCUCAGAAACUGUACCAGUUCGAGUAUUUCGUCAUUGCAAUAUCUAAACAUGGAGCAGCUUACAAAGGCUUUGGCAUCUCUGUAUGUUUUGUAUGAAGCUAAUCGCAACAACAACUUUGUUUACGAGAAUGAAGCUAAUCGCAACAACAACUUUGUUUACGAGAAUGAAGCGCAGUUUCAUUCAUUUUACGUGCUUCUUCACCUCGAUUCAAAGAACCAACAAAUGCAGGAGUCGUUGUCAUAUUGGUUUCGCAAUGUACCUUCUCCCGUAAUGAAGUCUAAAGAAAUGCAUUUUGCCCGGCAAGUUCUAAGAUUUUAUCGAAUGGGAAAUUAUAAGCGUUUUCUCUGUACCGUAUCGACUGAGUCAUCAUAUUUACAGUACUGUAUUAUAGAGCCUCAUGUGAACGAGGUUCGAGCACUGGCAAUUUCCUAUAUAAAUAAUUGUUGCUACAAGCUUCAUCCUUAUCCUUUGGAACAAUUGUCCAAACUUUUGAUGAUGAAGGAAUUGGAUGUGGAAUCCCUUUGCCAUGCAUGUGGCCUCGAGAUUUCAUCAGACGAUGGCGAAAAUAAGUCAUUACCGAUGAAGCAAACAACAUUCUCAAUCCCAAAAGGAAGUUUGCAGAGCUACGAACUUGUGGGAUUACAACAAUAAAUGAGACAGGUUGCAACCAUUAUAUUUAAGUUUCAACAAGAAUGGUGGGUGGAUAAUUCUUGUAUACUGUGUUAACAUUAUAUAUAUAUUUUUAUCAAUAAAUAUUUUGUGUUGUGAAUAAUAUUAUAAUUAGGGUUGAAUUCUUAUGUUGAUUGAGCUUUACUAUUGUUGAUUAAUAAAUUGGAUAUAAUUAUCACUCAAAAAUAUCACUAGUUUAGAGUUUAGAUAGCAUAAAGUUUAGCUAAUUAUUAACAUUAAUAUUAUAUUGGUUUUUUUUGUCAAUUUAGACGUUAAAUGUCAAUUUAAAUUUUGUGUAAAAUUUACAUAAUCAAAUUGUAAGCACAUAUAUAAUUAAACAUGUUCAAAAAAUCGUUAAAAUUAGGAGAUUAUUUGUUUUGAGCCUAUUUAUAAUAUGAUUAAUGUGUUUUAAUUAUGCUUCAUGUUAUAUUUGAAUUAUCAUGUAACACUCAAACUAAUGGUUAGGUUAGGUUAGGUUAGGUUGAUGGAAGAACUUGAUUGAUGUAAUAUUGAUAUUUUAAUAAUUCAAUUAAAAUUUAAAA
Molecule: messenger RNA, 2460 nt
Organism: Gossypium arboreum
Lineage: Eukaryota; Viridiplantae; Streptophyta; Magnoliopsida; Malvales; Malvaceae
Product: SAC3 family protein C
Exons: 9
Coding region: 587-1900 (437 amino acids)
Biological process (GO): mRNA export from nucleus
Cellular component (GO): nucleus; cytoplasm; transcription export complex 2
Source: RefSeq, a predicted model, not a curated record